CUGACUGUCCAGUUAUUUUUAACGACGAAAAUACAUACACAUGGUGAAGUUUGGUGGACAUUGAUAAUAAUUAUAUUCAGAAGUAUAUAGACGGUGAACGCAUGAGAAGCCGUUACUGACUCGACUGGUUACACAGGUUUACAGCAGACUGGCGCGUGUCCUGCACACGUCAAAGAGCGUGCGCAUGUCUAUGAGCGCGCUGCGUGCAGUAUAGAGAGGGGAUGUUGACGUUUGGCUAGCGUGAUGAUAGAUAGCGUUUCAUACAUCAACUAUCUAGCUUGACUUAUCCUGCAUAUUGGAUUGUGUGUUUAUCAUGGAAGGUCCUCCAUUGCUCUCCAGUGAAAGUGCAACAUAAUUACGUGAUUAUAAUUACUUGUGUACGUUGUCCAUCCUGACAAUGGGAUGCAUCAGAGUCUACCUGCAGAAGAUGAGGCACAGGAUGAAGCUGGACCUAUUGAGAGAACUGGGCCGCCAGUAUCCAGUAUUCUGCUUCCUUCUACUUGUCUUGCUCUUAUCCACUGUUUUGUUGAACAGAUAUCUGCACAUUAUUAUGGUUUUCUGGUCGUUCCUGGCUGGAGUUGUCACAUUCUACUGCUCUCUUGGCCCAGAACUGUUGCCUAAUUUCUUACUGUCUAUAAAGCCAAAGACAAAGGACCAACAAGAGUUGUUUCCCUUGGGUCACAGCUGUGCAGUCUGCGGGAAAAUAAAGUGCAAAAGGCACAGACCAACAUUACUAUUGGAAAACUAUCAACCAUGGCUGGACUUGAAAGUCCCCUCCAAAGUGGAUGCCUCUCUAUCAGAGGUUCUGGAACUGGUUCUUGAAAACUUUGUGUAUCCCUGGUAUAGGGAUAUCACAGAUGAUGAGGCGUUUGUGGAUGAGCUGAGAGUGACUCUGCGUUUCUUUGCCGCUGUGCUCGUACGUCGAACUCAAAAGGUUGAUAUCCCAGGUCUUAUCACAGCCAAACUGCUUAAAGUUUCCAUGAAGCACAUUGAAAUAAUAACCAAAGCAAGGCAAAAAGUGAAGAACGCUGAGUAUCUACAGCAAGCAGCACUGGAGGAGUACGGCCCUGACCUGCACGUGGCACUACGCAGUCGCAGAGACGAGCUCCUCUACCUCAGGAAGUUGACUGAGAUGCUCUUCCCCUAUAUUUUGCCCCCCAAAGCCUCUGACUGCAGAUCGCUUACUCUUCUGAUAAGAGAGGUGUUGGCUGGCUCUGUUUUCCUCCCCGCCUUGGACUACCUGGCUGAUCCUGACACCGUGAACCAUUUGCUUCUCAUAUUCAUCAACAACUCUCCUCCCGAGGCCGCCAUGGAGCCCAGCUCAACCUUGGUUCCCUUCCUGCACAAGUACUCUGACGUUCGCAACAAGAAGCCCUCUGUGCUGAAGCUGGAGCUGAAGGAGAUCAGGGAGCAGCAGGACCUGCUCUUCCGCUUCAUGAACUUCCUCAAGCAGGAGGGGGCUGUGCAUGUUCUCCAGUUCUGCCUCACUGUGGAGGAAUUCAACGACAAGAUCCUAUGUCCGGAGCUGUCGGACUCUGAGACGCUGAUGCUCCACGAGGAGGUGAAAAAGAUCUACGAGACCUACUGCCUGGAUGAGAGCAUCGACAAGAUCCGCUUUGACCCCUUCAUUGUCGAGGAGAUCAAAAAUAUUGCUGAGGGCCCUUAUGCCGGGGUGGUGAAGCUGCAGACCAUGCGCUGCCUGUUCGAGGCCUACGAGCAUGUCCUGUCCCUGCUGGAGAAUGUCUUCACCCCCAUGUUCUGCCACAGCGACGAGUAUUUCAGGCAACUGUUGAGGGGGGCCGAAUCCCCCGCCCGGAACUCUAAACUGAGCAGAAAUAGCCUGAGUUUGGAUGACAUCCGGAACACCUCGAAGCGGGGCGAGUCGUUUGGGAUCGGCCGCAUCGGUAGCAAGAUCAAGGGGGUGUUCAAGAGCACCACCAUGGAGGGAGCCAUGCUGCCCUCUUACGGACUGGUGGAGGGAGAGGAUGACAUGGUGGAAGAGGCCAUGAUGGUUCUGGAGGAUGACUCCCCCAUGGAGGCCGUCAGUACCCCCAGCACCCCUCGCAAUCUCUCAGCCUGGACCAUCACCAUCCCCUACAUAGACUUCUUUGAUGAUGACAUCAAGAGGGAGAGGAUCCCCGUGUUCUGUAUCGACGUGGAGCGCAACGACAGGAAGGCAGUGGGUCAUGAGACCGAGCACUGGUCUGUGUACAGAAGAUAUCUGGAAUUCUAUGUCCUUGAAUCAAAACUCACUGAGUUCCAUGGCUCAUUCCCAGACGCCCAGCUGCCUUCCAAAAGAAUCAUCGGCCCCAAGAACUAUGAGUUCUUGACCUCCAAGCGGGAGGAGUUCCAGGAGUACCUCCAGAAACUGCUCCAACACCCUGAGCUGAGCAACAGUCAGCUGCUUGCAGACUUCCUCUCCCCUCACAGUAUGGACUCUCAGUUUGUGGACAAGAUGCUCCCUGAUGUCAACCUAGGGAAGAUCAUCAAAUCAGUGCCCAGCAAACUGAUAAAAGAAAAAGGGCAGCAUUUGGAGCCAUUUCUCAAUUCCUUCUUUAACUCCUGUGAAUCGCCCAAGCCCAAACCCAGCCGGCCAGAGCUGACCAUCCUCAGUCCCACGUCAGAGAAUGAUAAGAAGCUCUUCAAUGAACUAUUCAAGAACAACGCCAACCGAUCAGAGAGCACGGAGAAGAAACAUAACCAGAACUACUUCAUGGAGAUGAUCACUGUGGAAGGAGUGUAUGACUACUUGAUGUUUGUGGGUCGAGUGGUCUUUCGCAUCCCUGAUUGGCUGCACCACCUGCUGAUGGGCGGGAGGAUCCUGUUAAAGAACACCCUGGAGGCGUACACAGACCACUACCUGCAGCAUAAACUGGACAAGGUGUUCCAGGAGCACCGCCUCAUUUCUCUCAUCACCCUGCUCAGAGAUGCUGUGUUCUGUGAAAACAGUGAGCCACGCUCCUUGGAAAAUAAGCAGAAAAGGGCCAAGAAGACCUUUGAGGAAAUGACGAAAUACAUUCCAGAAUUCCUGGGCAAGUGUAUUGGAGAAGAGGCCAGGUACGAGGGGGUCCGCCUGCUCUUCGAUGGACUACAACAGCCUGUUCUUAACAAACAGUUGACCUAUGUCUUGCUGGACCUUGCUCUUCUAGAACUGUUUCCUGAACUGAACAAGCAGCCGGGACAGAAGGAGACUCCUAACAUGGCUCCAUGGAUGUAGCAAGAGGAUGGGGACUCGCUUUAGUCUUUGCUUUAUCUGUUGCAUGUGCAAUAGACUGUGUACAUACAGCACUUAAACCAUUGAUACCACUGCACUUGUGAUCAUUUUUACUGUAAGCUGUGCUUAGCCUGUCAUUUUUUUACCAUUGACAAUUUCCUAAGAUACAGAUUCGUAAAAGUAUAACACUGGAAAAAUGUGUUUUGAAGAUAAGCAUGAUUAUGCUAAUAAAAUAUUUAUUGAUCAAAUAAAAAAACAUCCUGAUGUU
Messenger RNA from Oncorhynchus gorbuscha (pink salmon), 3482 nucleotides. Its product is annotated as sorting nexin-14-like. Gene Ontology annotation, cellular component: late endosome. The record is from RefSeq and is a predicted model, not a curated record. Gene Ontology annotation, molecular function: phosphatidylinositol-3,5-bisphosphate binding. NCBI's taxonomy places the organism in Eukaryota, Metazoa, Chordata, Actinopteri, Salmoniformes, Salmonidae. Gene Ontology annotation, biological process: autophagosome maturation.